Messenger RNA from Entrophospora sp. SA101, 579 nucleotides. The record is from the annotation of a GenBank genome assembly. NCBI's taxonomy places the organism in Eukaryota, Fungi, Glomeromycota, Glomeromycetes, Entrophosporales, Entrophosporaceae.
AUGGGACCCUCACUUUGUUUAAAUGCAGAAGAUGUUCCUAUUGUACCUGCCGAAUGUAUGUAUACCGACUAUUUGGAUGUCGAAGAAAAUGAUAAUGCAAAUUUUCGACCAAAAACUUUAGAAGAAUCUAUUGUCGAAAACGUUCAUUCUUCUGCUUCAACAACCCCUAAUGAUUCACCAAAAACCUUAAUGAGCCAACAACAGGAACAACGACUUAUAAUUCCUUAUGUAUCACCUCCGCCAGCUCUUUCACCAGUCUUUUCAACAUUGUCCUCAACAAAAACUUUUAAUCAAAAAGAAGAUGAAACUGCUACAAUAACAAAAGAUUCAGAUAAAAAUUCUAAUUCUAAACCUCUUUCUCUCUGCAAUAACAAUAAUCAUAAUUGUUAUCAACUUCUACCAUCAUCCUCCAAUUAUGAUUACGACGUGAUUAUUGAUAACAUUAAAAAUCAAAUAUUUUUAAUUGAAGAAUUAUUUCAAAAAGAAAAAAUUCGUUACGAAACAAGAUUUAAUUAUUUGGAUUCAAUAAUUGAUUUAUUUCUUCAAAUGCAAAAUCAAUUAAACAAAAUGAAAUUGUAA